Messenger RNA from Leucoraja erinaceus (little skate), 6574 nucleotides. RefSeq names its product XK, Kell blood group complex subunit-related family, member 7b (gene xkr7b). The transcript is spliced from 2 exons. Bases 202 to 1437 code for a protein of 411 amino acids. Gene Ontology annotation, cellular component: plasma membrane. Lineage: Eukaryota; Metazoa; Chordata; Chondrichthyes; Rajiformes; Rajidae. Gene Ontology annotation, biological process: engulfment of apoptotic cell; phosphatidylserine exposure on apoptotic cell surface; apoptotic process involved in development. The record is from RefSeq and is a predicted model, not a curated record.
UCCCUGCCACAGAGGGCAGUGGAGGCCAAGCCACUGGAUGGAUUUAAGAGAGAGUUAGAUAGAGCUCUAGGGGCUAGUGGAGUCAAGGGAUAUGGGGAGAAGGCAGGCACGGGUUAUUGAUAGGGGACGAUCAGCCAUGAUCACAAUGAAUGGCGGUGCUGGCUCGAAGGGCCGAAUGGCCUCCUCCUGCACCUAUUGUCUAUGUUUCUAUGUUGCCAUCUUGCAGCGACGCUUGAAUUAACGGCUGACCUAAUUGCCCUGCAAUGUUAUUUCUGUGCUUUGGACAGGUAUCUCAGAGCCAUGUACCUGGGGAUUCAGAGCCGCUGGCACAGGGAACACGAGCGGAGACACUUCUACUGGAGGAUGAUGUUUGAGAGCGCUGAUAUCAACAUGCUACGCCUGUUGGAGACCUUCCUUAAAAGUGCCCCUCAGCUGGUGCUGCAGCUCAGCAUCAUGGUACAACGCAACCACAUUGGCAGCCUGCAAGGUCUAUCAGCAGCUGCCUCUCUCCUCUCCUUAGCCUGGAUGAUUGCCUCGUACCAGAAGAUCCUCCGAGACUCACGGGAUGAUAAGAUGCCCAUGACCUAUAUGGCUGCCAUCACACAGAUCCUGUGGCACCUCUUCACCAUCGCUGCCCGAGUCAUCGCCUUCUCCCUGUUCGCCUCCGUCUUCCAGCUGUACUUUGGGAUUUUCAUCGUCAGUCACUGGUGCAUCAUGACCUUCUGGAUCAUCCACGGGGAGACGGACUUCUGCAUGUCCAAGUGGGAGGAGAUCAUCUACAACAUGGUGGUGGGCAUCAUCUACAUUUUCUGCUGGUUCAACGUCAAGGAGGGACGGACCCGGUGUCGGAUGUUCACCUAUUACUUCAUCACUUUUUUGGAAAACGCUGCCUUGACUGUGCUGUGGUACCUGUACAGAGAUUCCCCCAUCACAGACUUUGAAGCCUUAAUCAUCGUGUGUGUGGUGUUCAGUAGUUUUGCCCUGGGCAUUUUCUUCAUGUUUAUAUAUUACGGUGCUCUGCAUCCUAACGGGCCCAUGUUCGGUUCCCAAGGAGGGUGCAUCGAUGGCGGGGAGCAAGAGGCCGUCACGCACAUACCUGCGCAGGUGAUAACAAGCCCACCUCGAGCAAUGACUCAGUGCCGGACUACAAUGGGCGAACAGGUGCCUCCGACUGAGCGGGACAGUUGCAUGCCUGUCUUUCAGGUAAGGCCCAACGUCCCCCCUCCAUCUGUGCCCCGAAUGUUACGGACAGAAGGGCCUGUGAUCAGGAUCGACCUGCCCAGGAAACGCUACCCAGCCUGGGAUGCGCACUUUAUAGACAGAAGGCUGCGCAAAACCAUCCUAGCCUUGGAGUAUACCUCACCCACCACGCCCUGCCUCCAGUACAGCAACAUUAGCUUCACACACGAAGUACUGGAAUAUGAAACUACUGUGUAGUCACACUGUAUGCAAGCAGAUGGAGGUGCAUGGAGUAAUCUUCCCCUUCUUCAGGGGGUCCAAGUCUUGGUAGAGUAAAGGCUGCACAGGCAGUGCCUCUCUCCCCACCAAACUACUGAGCUGGCUGUGUCGAUACAGUGCGUGAAAAGCCCUCCCCUCUACAAACAUAUCUCUAACCAGAUGUAAUGUUGCCACCACAGUCGGACUACAGCCUGGCCGGUUACUUUUCUGUUUGCCUUUUACAAUAAAUGAUUUUUUUUUUAACAUUUGUUUUAAAGAAAAUACGAACACGAUUUUGUGUCGCUCACUCUAUUGUGAAAAGUCACGAGCAGGUAAAAUGUACAGGUUCAAAGUGGGAAUUUACUUUUCCCAUUGUUCGAGGGGGAAAAAAAACGUGGUUUGCAUGUGAUGUUUAAAGUACCAAGAUUGACUCCAGCUUAUUGUUUCUCCUUAACCGAUUAUUUUUUUAAAUGUCACAAACCAUUUGCCAAAUAGUGAUCAAAUGUUAAAAGAGUAAUAACAGUUUGAUAUGAUAUUCUGUAGAGGUUAAACGACAGACACACGUUGUCUGAACCUUUCACACCUUUUACCACAUACAAGUCUAUUUUCUUGAUCUAAGGUAUGACGGAUCUGGCAUUGGAACUAUGUUCGACAGGCAGUUAUUGGCAAGAUAGGGACUUACAAUGUUCCUUACACACUGUCAUGGCAAAUCAGUGCAACUAAAACAUUAAAGCUGCAAUCUACAAUAGCAAGAUAUUAUGACAUUUUCAAUAAGUUAGCCAAACAUUUCACCCUUCAAAAUUUCAUCCUGUCAAAUUUAAUAUAUUUACUUAAAACCUUGUAAAAGUCUGCAGAGGAAAUUCUCAGGAAAUAUGACUUCAAAAAUACAUUUUGAAUAUAAAAUGUUAUUAAAAUGCCAACGUUGGAUACGGAAUAUAAAUGUAAAUGUUAUUUUGCAAACAUGGAUUAUUUUCAGUUGAACAUCGGUAGGCAGGAGAUGGUAUUAUUUUUAAGUGCAUUCUGUUAAAAUGUCAGACCUGGUUUCCGUGUGAUUUGACAUCUUCAGGCGGAGAGGCAUGCAAGCAUGAAGAUACGUGAAGAACCUCUCAUCGGGAAGACCAGAACCAAAAGGCAUGUUCCAGUCUCGAGCUAUCAAUGUCCAAGUACAGGCUAUAUAUCCCCGCAAUCGAGCAGCAUCAGAUUAUUCGGCCCUUUCGGUGAGAAAGAUGAGUUGGUGAUUUAUCGUGUUUCGCUGGGAGGUUUUUAUUAGAAUAAGGAAACUGUGCCAAAUCAGAAGUGUUGCCUUUCAUUUGGGCAAUGGCAAGAAAUAAAAUCUUUCUUCCUUAUUGACAAAAAAAGGUACAUGUUAUAUCUUAUUGAAACAUAUAAAAUUCUUAAGGGAUUGGACAGGCUCGAUGCAAAAUGUUCCCGAUGUUGGGGGAGUCCAGAACCAGGGGUCACACAGUUUAAGAAUAAGGGGUCGGCCAUUUAGGACUGAGAUGAGGAAAAAUGUUUUCACCCAGAGAGUUGAGAAUCUGUAGAAUUCUCUGCCACAGAAGGCAGUGGAGGCCAAUUCACUGGAUGUUUUCGAGAGAGAGUUGGAUAUAGCUCUUAGGGCUAACGGAAUCGAGGGAUAUGGAGAAAAAGCAGGAAUGGGGCUGGUUGUGGAUGAUCAGCCAUGUUCAUAUUGAAUGGCGGUGCUGGCUCGAAGGGCUGAAUGGCCCACUCCUGCACCUAUUUUCUAUGUUUCUAUGUUCAGUCCAAUACCAAUUCAAUGAAUCGGGUGCUAAUUCACAGUUUGUGAUCCGUAAUGUGUGGAGAAUCAUGGUUUUAUACCAAGGGCAUCUUGUUGCGUGUAGACCUUGACUUUGCCAAUUGGUGCUGGCUGGAACGUCACUGACAAUUGCUCAGUUAGUGUUGUCAUGGUCCUGAACCACUUGCAAUGAGAUAACGUGAUCUUUCAGGAAUGGAACUUGCAUCAAACUUGGUUUGAAAACGCUCGGGAUGUUUUGGAAUUAAUUUAAGAGGUUAAUCUAUCCAGGCCAAGCUUAAAGUGAAAGGCAAAUUUGCAUUUAAUUUAAAAACUGGCGGCAAAUAUUGAUUCAACAAGUUCACUGAAUGGAUGGAAGGAUAAAACGAUUUUACGCUUGCCCUGAAUUGCAUUUUCACAAUUAAUUUUGAGAGCUCUCACUUUGUGGAAAUAUGCAGUGAAGCUAGCGACACGGAUCAGUGUAGCAAUCAACCCCUCUAAUAUCAUUGAAUGUUGCUUCUCAGCAGCAGACUCAACCCAGCUGCCAAUACCACAGCUUCAAGAAGCAAGUCACCAAGUAGCCCUGUUCUAUGUGAAACAAAAUGCAGCUGAAAUGUGAUGAAAGAAUGGGUCGACUGGGCUUGUAUUCACUGGAAUUUAGAAGGAUGAGAGGAUAUCUUAUAGAAACGUAUAAAAUUCUUAAAGGAUUGGACAGGCUAGAUGCAGGAAAAAUGUUCCUGAUGUUGGGGGAGUCCAGAACCAGGGGUCACACAGUUUAAGAAUAAGGGGUAGGACAUUUAGAACUGAGAUGAGGAAAAACUUUUUCACCCAGAGAGUCUUGAAUCUGUGGAAUUCUCUGCCACAGAAGGCAGUGGAGGCCAAUUCACUGGAUGCUUUCAAGAGAGAUUUAGAUUUAGCUCUUAGGGCUAAAGAAAUCAAGGGAGAUGGGGGGGGAAAAGCAGGAACGGGGUACUGAUUUUAGAUGAUCAGCCAUGAUCAUAUUGGAUGGCGGUGCUGGUUCUAAGGGCCGAAUGGCCUACAACUCCACCUAUUUUUCCAUGUUUUUUUCCGAUGUUUCUAAAUCUAAAGACCACAAAACUAAAUCACAGCACUAGUGAGGUCCAACGUGAGAUCAAUCGAGUGAAGUGAGAUGGAUGGUUUACUGGAACUAGCUUCACAAAAGCAAAUAAUGUGAAAUUAGAUGCAACAGUCUUGUAAAAUGCCACUAAUCGUGCCAUGGGUGAACAAUGAACUAUCUUAAAUCCACAGGACUCAAGUUAACUGCAGUUAUCAAUAAGAAACAUCAAACAUUAUUACUCUUUAAAUUCAACUGGUAACUUUAGAAGAACACUUCACACAGAUUUAAAAUGCCGCAAAGACAAGUGAACAGCAUCAAAUAAUUGCAAGGAGCAUGCUACAAAUUGUUAAUAUUUUUUAAAUCUCAAAUUGAGAGGGGAUAUUUAUUAAAGAAUUUUGAACUUUUCUGUAAUUUUAAUUGUUGUAUAAAACAAAACAGUGUGCAUAAAUGUUUUAAGAUAUUUUAUUUGUAAUGAAACAUUUUCUUCAAUGUUAUUAACAAUGUGGUGUGAUAUUAAUGAUGGUUUUUCCACGAUUACAGUAUCUUAACAAGUUUGUAUAAAUACAUCCCUAAGUUGAAGCCUUACUUUUGUGUUACUUUGGACCAGACUGUUGCUCUGAGGCAAAAACUAGUGAGGAGAAAUCGUGCCUAAUUAAGGGCCUGUCCCACUUGGGCGUUAUUUGCGCGUCAUGUCCGCAUUGUGACGUGCGCGUGGUGAGACGUGGUGGCGCGCGGAUUCACAAAAUCUUCGCGCACCACCAGCGUGACGUGCAAAUGACGCCCACGUGGGACAUUUGGCUCUUCAGACUUCACAGACCGCAGACUGAGUUAAAGGCACUGGCCAGUGGGGCAUUAAGCACUGCAGAGCAGAGGGUCCCAGCGAUCAGGGGUGGAUUAACCAUUAAGCAGACUAAGCACGUGCUUAGGGCACCAGGGCCAAAGGGGGCACCACAAAGUUGGGAAAAGGGUGAAAAGAAAAAAAAAACGAAUGAAGAUUUGUAAAAAAAAAAAAAAAAAUGUUUGUACUGCUGCAACCUGCAUUGUAUAUCUGGUCAGACAGGUCAACAACUAAAAUGGACUGGAUCAGUGUGGAAAGGAGGGGGGCACCAAGAUUGGUCAGUGCUUAGGGCACCAGUGAGCCUUAAUCCACCCCUGCCAGCGAUGAUACUUAGUCUGUGUGUGUGUGUGUGUUCAUUGAUCACUGCUACCUGGUGGAGCAGAUGUGUAGGGGUGCUAGGAUUGGGCUCAAAGAUCUGGCUUUGAACCAGGACAAUGGAGUGGAUGGAUUUAGAUCUUGCCGGCUAUUCAAUGAGUCCUGGGGGCCGCGAGGAACUGCAGUUGCAGGAGUCUUCCAUUGAACACAAAGUGCUGGAGUAACUCAGCGGAACUUGCAUCACCCGUGGAGGAUAUGGAUCUGGUGACAUUUCAGGUCGGGGACCCUUCACGAGUCUGAAGAAGGUUCCCGACCAGAAAUGUCACCUGUCCACGUUCUCCCCAGAUGUUGCGUGGCCUCAGCUGAUUUCUCCCAGCAAUUCCCUGCAAUUUCUGCUGUUGGGAAGCCUACAUCCGUCUGUCUUCUUUAGAUGUCAUUAAGGAAAGGAUUGAGUCCGAUCUGUUCUCCUCCUUGGACAAGGAACUAACCAAAACUCACUAUAGAGACACAAAUAUGCAACUGUACACGGAGCCGUGUGCGACUGGCCUUUGCAGGCACAUCUCUAAGAAAAAAAUCAGUGCAAUCUGAACACGUAGGAAUAAAUGUUGAAGAAGGAACUGCAGAUGCUGGAAAAUCGAAGGUAGAAAAAAAUGCUGGAGUGCAGAGACGGUUCACCAGACUGAUUCCUGGGAUGUCAGGACUGUCUCAUGAAGAAAGACUGGAUAGACUUGGUUUAUACUCUCUAGAAUUUAGAAGAUUGAGAGGGGAUCUUAUAGAAACUUACAAAAUUCUUAAGGGGUUGGACAGGCUAGAUGCAGGAAGAUUGUUCCCGAUGUUCGGGAAGUCCAGGACAAGGGGUCACAGCUUAAGGAUAAGGGGGAAAUCCUUUAAAACCGAGAUGAGAAGAACAUUUUUCACACAGAGAGUGGUGAAUCUCUGGAACUCUCUGCCACAGAGGGUAGUUGAGGCCAGUUCAUUGGCUAUAUUUAAGAGGGAGUUAGAUGUGGCCGUUGUGGCUAAGGGGAUCAGGGGGUAUGGAGAGAAGGCAGGUACGGGAUACUGAGUUGGAUGAUCAGCCAUGAUCAUAUUGAAUGGCGGUGCAGGCUCGAAGGGCCGAAUGGCCUACUCCUGCACCUAAUUUCUAUGUUUCUAUGUA